AUGAUUUUGUUCAUAUACAUUUUUUUAGGUCCACCAGUUCUUUUGAAACAAACACCAAAUAUUAUAACAUUCGAGGUCAAUGAAAAUGAACCAAUCGAAUUGCGCUGUCCAGUUGCUAUUACACCUGAUUUAUCUGUCCAAUGGUCAAAAAAUAAUGAAGAUUUAGAUCCUGUGUGGACAACAUCAAAUUUAUUGAUUAGACGAUUUGUAUUAAAAAUUCAUCAAGCACAUGUAAGUGAUGCUGGUUUAUAUAAAUGUAAUGUUGUCAAUGGAUUUGGUAAUGUACAAGCACAAUUUCAAGUUAUUAUUAAAUCAAAUGAAACAUCAUCGAAUAGUAUUAUUAGUAAUGAACAACAAAAUAUAAUGGUUUGGGAUGUUAAUUCAUUUAACGGUGAAGCGCCAAAAUUUCUUGCACGAGAUGAACGAAGUCAAAUUGAAUCGACUAAAGUUAUUCAACCAGAAGGUACAACUGUUCAAUUAAAAUGUUUAGCAUCUGGUAAACCAUCACCAGAAAUAAGAUGGAAAAAAAAUGGUAAAAUAUUAUCUGAAGAUGAAUACGGUAUAACUCAAAGUCAAAUAUUAAAUAUUAAAGAUUUACGUCAAUCCGAUACUGGAAAUUAUACAUGUGAAAUAUUUAAUUCAUUUGGUACAAUCAAUGCUACAUAUAUUCUUAUUGUUACAGGUUUCACUAAUCCUUAA
This is a messenger RNA of Rotaria sp. Silwood2, 699 nucleotides long. NCBI's taxonomy places the organism in Eukaryota, Metazoa, Rotifera, Eurotatoria, Philodinida, Philodinidae. The record is from the annotation of a GenBank genome assembly.